Molecule: messenger RNA, 4159 nt
Organism: Doryrhamphus excisus (bluestripe pipefish)
Lineage: Eukaryota; Metazoa; Chordata; Actinopteri; Syngnathiformes; Syngnathidae
Source: RefSeq, a predicted model, not a curated record
CACCGAGCGAAAAACGCCUCGUAGGAAAACUGUCCACCACAGGCUUCCGUAGGCGAGUCAUAUGAAUGGUUUGUUUUUGUCGCAGUUUAGUAUCGCUUCUUCUUUUUAAAACGUCAAUUAGGUCGCUUCAUCGAAUAACUAAUAAUGUCGACGCCACACGUGUGAUAAACGAGACACAAUAAUUGGAGAAGACGACCGCGUGAACGUCGAUGCUCGACAGCUAGCAGGAUUCGGGGAAAAAAGGGACGUCAUGCUUCGAUGGAUUUUUGGUGGUCGGGAAGCUCAAAGCUCCGUGGAGAAAAGCGGCGUGCUGUGCAUCGGAGAGGAACAGCCCAAAAACUGCUUCACUGAGCUGCAGGUGCUGAGAGGACAUUUUGACAUUGUUCGAUUUCUGGUGCAGAUUGAUGACUUCAGAUGUGCGUCCGCAGGCGAUGAUGGACUGGUGCUGGUCUGGAACGUUCAGACGGGCGAGAGGCUUCGGGAGCUGAGGGGUCAUUCCCAGCAGAUCACCGCCAUCACCGUCUUCCACUGCAGCGACGAACUGAUGACGCACACCCGCCUCAUCACCGCCUCCUCCGACCGCAGUGUCAGCCUGUGGGACCCCGACACAGGAAACCGAGUCCAGACUGUUUUGGAUCUCCAGUCCUCUGUUAAGUGUUUGCUGGUGUUGGAGCAUCUCGGCGUGUGGAUCUCCGGCGGGGAGGAGCUGUGUGUGUGGAACAAAGACUUCCGGCUGCAAUGUCACAAAGACCGGCACAGUGACACAGGUGGGCACCACUUUCAGGUCGUGCUGACACACACACAAAAAAAUAUUUUUUUUUGGUGUCCUUUUACAGGAAUCACCGCUCUGAUCGAGCUUCCCAAGAACUGUGUGGCCGCCGCCAUGGACAAGACCAUCGUCAUCUACAAGCUCACAGGUUGUGAUGAUUCCCUGUCAGUGGUGGAGGUCCGUUGCCUGGUGGACCACCAGGACCAGAUUCGUGCUCUGAUCAACGUGAGCGAUGGGCUCUUUGCCAGCGGCUCCCACGCGGGCGAGCUGAUGGUUUGGGACGCGGUGGACUGGAGCGUCCUGGCCUACGAGCACAUCCUGUGGGAGGAGCCUCAGAUGAGCGUGCAUGCCCAGAUCCAACUAGGCGGACCCAAGCCCAGUGAGAUGUCCGUUCAGCACCUCACCUCCAAUGGAAACCUCAUCCUGGCGGCGGUGGGAAGCGGCCUGUACGUGUUCAGUGUCCUGACCAAGACGGUGGUGGCGUACAAGAAGUGCGCCCACGACUCCAACGUGCUGCACACCAUGCUGCUCUCUGACAGCGAGCUCAUGUCGUGCUCUGAGGACGGCAGCGUCAGGAUGUGGGAGAUCCAAGAUCUGCCCCUCGUCGGAGAACCUGCAUCACCAGGCUUCUUUGGGAUGUGGAACUUUGGUCGAUCCAGCAAGCAAACGUGUCCUCCGUCCAAUAAGACCGUCGACCUUCCCAACAUCAGAACCUUAGAGCUUACAGGCGACCUGAUUGGUCACUCGGGCGCCGUCCAGAUGUUUGUGGCCUUCAAGGAGAACGGCCUGGUGACGUGUUCCGCCGACCAUCAGCUGAUCCUGUGGAAGAACGGCGAGAAGCAGUCACACCUCCGUAGCCUGGCACUUUUCCAGAAACUGGAGGGGAAGGGAGGACUGUGACUUUAGAAGCGCGUGUGUGUGUGCGUGGAUGUGGUCUCACCUCAGCAGGUUUGUGUGGACUUUAGCUGGGAUCCCGUUUGGGAUGCGUUUCACGGCUCUUUCCUCAAAGGAUUUCAGGAGCUUCAAGGUGCCAAACACCUGAGAGAUAUCUUCCAUGCUGAGUCAGCAUUUUAAUUGUCGCUUGUGGUGCAUUUCUCUGACAGCAUAAAAAAAACAACACUAUUUUGGACAAAAGUAAUGGGACACAUGGUCAUUACACCAACAGGAAGUUGGUUCUGUUAUUCAAAAUGAGCGUUUAAGGUUUCCAUCCAAAUCCAUCCUCUGGCUGAUUAAGACAGAAGGAGGUCCAUCCAGUAACCUUCCCAUCUCCUCUAGGUUACAUUAGGGACAGAAGGAGGUCCAUCCAGUAACCUUCCCAUCUCCUCUAGGUUACAUUAGGGACAGAAGGAGGUCCAUCUAGUAACCUUCCCAUCUCCUCUAGGUUACAUUAGGAACAAAAAGGUUACAAAACAGGCAAAGCAAAUGAAUAACGGUAUUAAAAAACAAGUCAUUUCCAGAUCAUCUGAUGGAGGUUGGUGAGUUAAGAUGAACAAAUCUCUGACAUGAUUCAUCAACUUUGCUUCUACAUUGUCAUAUUUAAGCAAUGUUGAUCCAUCAUCAGGACCUCCUUCAAAAACCUUGUGACAUUACCGUAAAUUAAGUUGGUUUUUUUUUUUAACUUCAGAGCACCGUGAGGAGCAUUUCAUCAAUAAAAACAAAAAGCUCAAAAUGAACCGUAAUAAUAAGCCCCCUCCAAAAUGACAAACUGUUGCCAGUCUUGAGUAAUAAAAUAAAAGGUCUUCAUUGCGUCACAGUGUUUCCUUCAAUUUGUGUUUCCCAGUCCAGGAUUUGCGUGUAUUCCAAGGAAAUCGAUUUCCAGAGUUGAGUUAUUAGCAUCCUCCUCCCAUGGACUUGCUCAAAGAAAGUCUAUCUCUGGGUGCAGUACUCUAUUCAGCCGCUAGAGGGAAGCCGCCACUUCACUAUUGGAUGGAAAGACUCUUUAAAACGAGCCAUCUUUAAAAGUGAAGAGCAACGAAGAAGAUAAGAUUAAAAACGUGUUCCAUCGUAAGUGAACACUUGGCAGGGCCGUAAUGUCGACGGUAGGGGUCUUUUACAGGCAUGUCGAUCAUGAAAUCCGUGUGUUCCGUCAACAUGUCAAGGUAGUGCGUGUGACAGGAAGUGGCAGGGACGGCAGCUUGCAAUCAAGAUGGAGGAGGCAGGCGGAGGCUUUUACACUUCAUUUCGUCCAAAGUCUUCCAGUACUUGUAGUUCUCCGACAGGUGUUCCAUGAGGCCAGGCAGGCUGGCGAAGGCUGCAAAAGACACAAGCCAUUGGUGGAUUAGUGGUUGUCAUGGAAACAUGAGAAAAAGACCAAGGCUCAAUAAUAUAUUUUUAAAAAGUAACAGUUUGAAUGAUUACUUUAAAAGGAAAAGUUAUUUUAUCUUCACACUCCUUAUGUGAGACAUGAACACGUCCUCUUUUCUGUGUGUUCUAAAGAUAUAAAAACAGCUAAAAAGAGACAAUUAAUGCAUGUAAUUACCCCCCAAAAGUGAACUGUUCCUUUUAAUUUGAAAAAAUGAAAGUUCCUUAUUGCUGAAGUCUGAUCCAAAAUGCAUUCAUGUGUGACUUUUUUUCCUGUUUAUAAAGGAUGGAGGCUUGGCACAGCAGCUCGCCUCCCUCGGCAGAAGGCGCACAUGGUAAAACCCCUGAACUCAACUCCUCUUCAUUCGGACCCCAAGGGAGGCUUCCUUCUCUCCGUCCCCCCGAGUGGAAUCUUUCUGUGACAUGAGAACCACGCUAGAUGGUAAACAAGACAUCGCUCGGGGAGAAUGGAACAGGAUCUUCAGUGGGAAGGAGAAGAUGCUUCCCAGACUGAUAUGUGAUCGUGAAAUACUUUGUAUCAGUGAUGGAGUCCUACCGUCCCAGGCGUCAAACAUGUCCGUGAUGAAGUAGUCUAUGAAGGACAGCUGGGACUUGGGAAUGCUGCAAGUGUUGCGGUCAAACACGGGCAUGACCACGGGCAACCCCUGCCUCUUCUCCUCAUCCGUCUGCCAACACAGAAAGAGAGAUCGCCAUGACGACGGGGCGAGACAGGCGGCGAGGACCAUGACACGCACCUGAGCGAAGUACUCCUCAGAGAUGCGUCCCGCCCACUCGAUGCAGAGCUCCAGCGGCCUGCAGGGAUUGGCCACGUCUGCACACUUGAUCAACAUGCGUUUUAUCAGCAGGCGGUUCUCCGGGGAGUUUCCUUGACCCUCGCAGUCACCCGUCAUGCCCUGCAGUACAGACGCAUAAACACACAAAGCCAGAAAUAUUUGCUUAUGGACUCAUACCAUAUUCUUCUCAUUCAAUGGCCUGGGUGUUUAUUACAUAAACUACAGAGAAGACUAGGCAAAAUGUGGAACUUUCCUAUGGAAAAUGAACGUUCAAGUAAAUGUUUUUUUUUUCCAA